This is a messenger RNA of Closterium sp. Naga37s-1, 978 nucleotides long. The record is from the annotation of a GenBank genome assembly. Lineage: Eukaryota; Viridiplantae; Streptophyta; Zygnematophyceae; Desmidiales; Closteriaceae.
AUGUACGAAAGCAAGGAGGAAAACAAGAGCAUGAAACGAGGGGCGGCUGCUGCAGCACUCGACUCCGUGCUGGGCGCGGUCACUGCUUGUGCGGAGAAGAAGGGGAAGAUAACAGAAUUCUUCGGCGACGAGGCAACGUGCGCCAAGGAGGACGCGGAUAACGCGCUUUGCCUAAUGAUCUCGGCGCUGAAGCUUCCAGAGCGCAUCGUGGAUGAUCCGGUCUUCCGCUACGCGGUCCAGUGCUUUGCGCGCGCGGGACCGGGGUAUGUUCCCCCCAAGAGGGGCUACGUUGGAGGGGCGGGCUUGAAGAAAGUGCGGCAGAAAAUGGAGGCAGCGCUCGCCCCCGUUGCCGCGAGCUGGAAGCGGGACGGUGUCACCGUGUCGUCGGACAUGAUGACCGACCGUUGUGGCCGCCCGCAGGCCAACAUACUCCUUGUCAACGACUCCGACGCAGUUUUCGAGCAGGCCGUGGACUGCAACAUGGAGUCGAAGACGGGGGGGUACAUCGCCAGCCUUCUCCGCCCCGUCAUUGAUAAGGUGGGGCCGGAGAAUGUGGUGGCGGUCUGCACCGAUGGCGGCAGCAACUAUGCAUCGGCAGCGCGGAAGAUUGCGGGCACAUGGCCGCACAUUGAGCAUGUGCCAUGUGCCACGCAUGUCCACACCGCCCGCCGCAACCGCCUCGGGUCCGCCAAGUGUGCGGACCUGGUUUACAUUGCGCACAACUGGAACGUUGUGCGCAAUUGGUACAACAAGGAUGGGGCCAGCACGGUUGUGCCCGGGAACAUCCCGGAUGCCCCUAUCCCCCGCGGCUACAACAUGGACGAGGAGGAGGAGGAUGACCUGCUGGGGGGGGAAGGAGAUGAUGCAGUGCUGGCGGAUGAUGUCAAGGGAAGGAUACAGCAGAGGUAUCUGAAAAGCAGACUGGCAGCACCAGUUGCAGCAGCAGCGGUCCCAGCGGUCACAGAGGGUGGGGGCUAG